AUGUUUUUAACACGUUCAGUUUCCAAUACGACUCGCUUUCAACGAACAGACAUUCCUAACACACCAGUAGAAGAUCCGCCAAGAGAUCCUGAUCAACCGAAACGUGAUGGUAAUGAUGGCGAUCAAUCACCAAAAGUAGACCGAAAUCAAAAACAAGAGAAAAUUGACCCAAAUCAAUUACCAAAAUCGCCAAAGAAAAAUCGAUAA
Messenger RNA from Didymodactylos carnosus, 207 nucleotides. Lineage: Eukaryota; Metazoa; Rotifera; Eurotatoria; Philodinida; Philodinidae. The record is from the annotation of a GenBank genome assembly.